AUGGUUGAUCCGGGAACAAAAUCUCUUUUGGAGUAUGGUAUUCCGGAUACAACAACCGAAUUUCUCUCCAGUAUUGUUAGACCACCUGUCACUGCUCAGAGUUUUGAGUUGAAGCCCCAAUUCAUACAGUUCAUCUCCAAUGAUUCUUUUGCGGGCUCAUCGAAUGAUUGCCCUGUGACUCACAUUGAUAGUUUCCUGGAGAAGUGUGACACUAUGAAGCUCAAUGGUGUCACUGAUGAUGCUAUUAGACUAUGCCUUUUCCCUUUUUCACUACGAGAUAGAGCCAGGGAGUGGUUACGGGAUGAAGGUAUUGGUUCUUUUGAUACGUGGGACAAGCUUGCCAAGGCCUUUCUAGUCAAAUUCUUAGGGCAAGAGAAACCCGCAAAAUUAAGGAACGAGCUAUCUACUUUCCAUCAAUCCAAUGACGAAUCCCUAUAUGAGGCAUGGAGAAGAUUUAAGCGAUUGCAAAGACAAUGCCCUCACCAUGGUAUUCCAGAGUGGAUGUUGAUCCAAACAUUCUAUAAUGGUUUGACCCAUGAGUUUCGCAUAUACAUUGACGCUGCGUCCGGAGGUUCUAUCAUGAUGAAGAACCCAACCGAUGCUAAGGAUUUGAUUGAGAAGAUGGAGGCUAAUGAUAAUUACCAUCCAAGGGGACGAAAUGCUAUCAACAUAGGUUCUACCUCCCAAAUUCAACAACAAGAGCUUAUAUCAAAGCAAUUUGAGCUACAAGCAAAGCAAAAUGAGUACUUUGAAAACUCAAUCCAAUUGCUCACUGCUCAAAAUAAGAGGAUAAAGACUCAUCUUUCUCAACUUUCACAGCAAAGGGAUGAAUUGUUUACGGGUGGAUUAGAAGAGAAAGUGUGCAAUGUGGAGUCAAGAAUAGAGAAGCAUGAGAGAGAAGGUCCCAAAUAUGUUUCUCCACAAGCAUAUGAGGAGCCGAUGCCUUUCCCGCAAAGGUUAUCAAAAGUUGUGCUCGAUAAGCAUUUAGGGAAGUAUUCCGAGACUCUUAAGAAGGUAUAUGCUACCAUUCCUUUUUCCGAUCUUGUAGUUCAAAUGCCUCAAUUUGCAAAUUUUGUGAAAGAAAUUCUAGAUCAUGAUCAUAAUGAUAAGAAAUUAGAAAGUUUGGUAGUAAAGGAGAAAUGUCCUUAUCUUUUACAUGAUAGCUUACCACCUAAAUUGCAUGAUCUUGGUAGUUUUACUAUCCCUUGUAUGAUAAACAAACCAUAUUUUGAUAGGGUCUUGUGUGAUCUGGGUGCUAGUGUUAACUUAAUGCCUUCUGCAGUGUAUGACAAAUUAGGUUUGAAAAACCUUAAACCCUCUCCUAUAUCUCUUCAUAUGGCUGAUAGAACUGUUAGACUCCCUAAGGGUGUAGUUGAAGAUGUAUUAGUUGGGAUUGGUGAACUUGUUUUUCCUGUUGACUUUGUUGCAGUGGAUAUGAAAGAAGACCAUAAGAUCCCACUCAUCUUUGGUCGCCCUUUUCUUGCUACAAGUCAAGCUCUAAUAGAUGUUCCUAAAGGACAAGUGACCAUAAGAGCUCAAGAUAAACAAGUUGUGUUUAAGCUUUUCAAUGACCAUAAUUUUACUUUCGAUGGUGGUACUUGUUUGAGAAUCGAUGCUACUAACCCUUUGGUUGAUAAGUGUGUUUCUAAUAGAAAUCUUGUGAGAAAAAAGGACAAUAUUCCACCACAUGAUGGGUUUAGCUACAUCAAAGUAAAUUCGGAUACAAGGCUCAUCAACUCUAAUUUGAAAGAGUCAUUUGGAGGUGAAUAUAUUAAUGAACAAUACCAUGGAGUAUCUUAUUGUCUUGGGGAUAUGUUGCGAUGUUAUUUUGAGGGUGGUCCCAGCUCCGCCCUUAGGAUGAACGAGACUAAUUUGGAUGGUCACGAGAGUUUGUUAAGGUGGAAGAGUGAUGAUACCAGUGUCCGCCCUGCAGGGCAAAGGAAGGAGAAGAGAAGAGCAAAGUAG
Molecule: messenger RNA, 1965 nt
Organism: Chenopodium quinoa (quinoa)
Lineage: Eukaryota; Viridiplantae; Streptophyta; Magnoliopsida; Caryophyllales; Amaranthaceae
Exons: 5
Coding region: 1-1965 (654 amino acids)
Source: RefSeq, a predicted model, not a curated record